AUGUCGAUGAAAUCUCGGGUCAUCGUCAAUAAAACUAAUUUACUUCUGGCUCAGCCACAGCCACAGCCACUGUCUCUGGUGAGGUGGUGGGCGCUGAAAGUGGACAGCCCUCAAAUAAAUGCAUUUGAGAGGUCUGUGUUUUGGUGGUUAAAUCUCAGUGCUUCGCCACCCUUGAACAUGGACGGUGCCAGAGAGUCACGAAUCGGCGGUGGUGGUGGUGGUGGUUCUGUUGGAGUACAGAACCGACAAACCCGAAGCGUGUAUCUCAAGUAG
Molecule: messenger RNA, 273 nt
Organism: Microthlaspi erraticum
Lineage: Eukaryota; Viridiplantae; Streptophyta; Magnoliopsida; Brassicales; Brassicaceae
Source: the annotation of a GenBank genome assembly